AUGCUGCUGCGGGGGCUGGCGGGGGCGCGCCGGGGGACUGGCACAGCACGGGGGUCUCGGUUCCCUGCAGCCCCCAAAGAGCCCCAGGGGGACCCCACGGCCCCACCCCGCCACCUCCUGCGGCCCCCGGGAGCGUUCGGACACCGCGGCAGGGGCUGGGGGCACCUCGGACACCCCGGGCAGGGACAGCGGGACAGCCACCCCCAGUGGCGACAGGGGGGACCCCCCCGCGGCCCCCCCGCUGCGCCCACCCACUGCUGCGGGACCGGCUGCCCCAACUGCGUCUGGGUGGGAUACGUGGAGGAGCUGCUGCAGCGGCACCGGGACGGCGGAGCCCAGGCCCUGGCGGCCGUGGAGCAGCACGUGGAGGACGAGAACAUCAAAAUGAUCCUCAGGAUGGAGAUCAGGCUGCGUGCCAGGAAGGACUGA
Molecule: messenger RNA, 429 nt
Organism: Passer montanus (Eurasian tree sparrow)
Lineage: Eukaryota; Metazoa; Chordata; Aves; Passeriformes; Passeridae
Gene: OXLD1
Product: oxidoreductase like domain containing 1
Exons: 2
Coding region: 1-429 (142 amino acids)
Cellular component (GO): mitochondrion
Source: RefSeq, a predicted model, not a curated record